AUGAAGCUAGUGCCUGGUUUUGCUGCUGCAGCAGAAGAGGAGACAAAGCUGCUGCUGCAGCUUGCUGCUCUCCGCAGCACAGACAACGCAGAGCAGCAGCUGCUGGGAACAAAAAUAAAUGAUUCUUUUGAUAGAUUAAAAGCAAGACAGAAGCAGCUGCUGCUCACGCUGCAGCAGACCCUGCGGGACCUUGCUGCUGCUGCAGCAGAAGCAGCAGCGCAGCAGGAGAGAGCUAAGGUCUUCGGUGAUGCAGCAGCAAACGCCCUGGAAGGCAUCAACGCCAUCAAGCCUGUCUUGGCUCAGGCCAGACAAGAAGCGCUCCAAGCAUAA
Molecule: messenger RNA, 330 nt
Organism: Eimeria mitis
Lineage: Eukaryota; Apicomplexa; Conoidasida; Eucoccidiorida; Eimeriidae
Exons: 1
Coding region: 1-330 (109 amino acids)
Source: RefSeq, a predicted model, not a curated record